AACACAGAUGGCCACACCUACAAACUCUCUCCCCCUCUUUCUUUAGUUUUCCGUUCAGCUUUGCUUUUUCUUAUUUUUUUGUCUCUCUUCCCCCUCUCCUCCUUCUUUUGGGGUCCCUUUCUCGCCCAUUCUCCGAACGCUUCGACCUCCCUUCCCAAGAUUUCUUCCUUUUCUUUUUCCUCCUUGCUGUGGUUAAAGAAAAAAGAAGAUGAUUUUGGUGAUGAAUUGUAGUCAGUGAAGGCUAGGCUUUAAAAGUCUAGUAAUUGGCUGCUGCCCUGCCUCCUCUCUUCUGCCAGUAAAUGGGCUGUUUUAGUUCCAAAGCACCAAGACAGUUCCCUGGACAUGAGGAUCCUGUUGCCCUUGCCUCUCAAACAGCUUUUAGUGUGAGUGAAGUUGAAGCGCUUUUUGAAUUAUACAAGAGCAUUAGCAGUUCUGUGGUUGACGAUGGGUUAAUAAGCAAGGAAGAGUUUCAGUUGGCCCUUUUCAAGAACAGAAAGAAAGAGAAUCUCUUUGCAGAUAGGAUUUUUGACAUGUUUGAUGUAAAGCACAAGGGAGUCAUUGAUUUCAGUGAUUUUGUUAGAUCACUCAAUGUCUUCCAUCCCAAUGCCUCACAAGAAGUCAAGAUAGAUUUCUCAUUCAAACUAUAUGAUCUUGAUAACACGGGAUUCAUUGAGCGCCAAGAGGUUAAGCAAAUGUUGAUUGCACUUCUCUGUGAAUCGGAAAUGAAGUUAGCUGAUGAGACGGUUGAGAUAAUUCUCGAUAAGACUUUCUUGGACGCUGAUGUAGACAAAGAUGGGAAGAUAGACAAGUCUGAGUGGGAAACAUUUGUCUGUAGAAAUCCAUCCUUGUUAAAGAUAAUGACCCUCCCCUACUUGAGGGAUAUCUCAACAACGUUCCCAAGUUUUGUUUUUAAUUCUGAGGUGGAUGAGAUUGCUUCAUAGAGGGAGAAGAGAAGUAGCAUAGGAUGUCACUGCAAUUAGAUUGAAACACAAGCGCUUGAUUUUUGAAAAAAAAGAGAAGUGUGUCUGUUUGAGUUGCAAUCUUUCCACAUUGACGAGUGAAAUUAGUUUUUGUGGUUCUCAUCUCAACUGCAAAGGCAUUAUUUCUCUAAUCCAUGCUGUAGCGAGUUAAAACUCUGCAGCAGUUAUUAGAGUUGCA
Populus nigra (black poplar) is the source of this 1158-nucleotide messenger RNA. Its product is annotated as calcineurin B-like protein 9. Bases 300 to 941 code for a protein of 213 amino acids. The transcript is spliced from 9 exons. Gene Ontology annotation, molecular function: kinase binding; calcium ion binding. The record is from RefSeq and is a predicted model, not a curated record. Gene Ontology annotation, biological process: calcium-mediated signaling. NCBI's taxonomy places the organism in Eukaryota, Viridiplantae, Streptophyta, Magnoliopsida, Malpighiales, Salicaceae.